Molecule: messenger RNA, 1100 nt
Organism: Punica granatum (pomegranate)
Lineage: Eukaryota; Viridiplantae; Streptophyta; Magnoliopsida; Myrtales; Lythraceae
Source: RefSeq, a predicted model, not a curated record
CUGUCUCUAUCCUUACCUGUCUCUCCCCCUUUUUAUUUCCUUUCUUUUAACAAGAGCAAAGGUUGUUCUCUGUGGCUGGCAGUGCAGUACUCUCUCUAUAUAAGCAGCAAGCUGCAACGAACAAGCUGAGGAGGAGAAAGAAAUUUAUAACAAGGUUGAGGAAGAAACGGAAAGAUGACAAGGAAGAGAAUAGAGAUAAAGAAGAUAGAAAACCUGAGCGCGAGGCAAGUGACCUUCACAAAGAGGAGAAGAGGGCUCAUCAAGAAAGCUCACCAGCUCUCUACCCUCUGCGAUGCCGAGAUCGCCCUCAUCAUCUUCUCUUCCACCGGCAAGCUCUUCGAGUUCUCCAGCUCUAGUAUUGAACAGGUAAUCGAGAGGCAUAUCAAUCUGCAAUCAGAGAAAAGGCUCAACCCCUCUUCUCAGCAACGGGUAGAUGAUAUCCAAUGUGCCUUAAGGAAGGAUCUCACUGAUAGGGCUCGCGAGCUAAGGCACUUGAGGGGGGAAGAUCUACAUGAAUUGAAUCUUGAUCAACUGAAUCAACUUGAGAAGUCACUCGAAGCCGGUCUGCUCCGUGUGUCAGAAACCAAGGCCGGAAGGAUCAUGAACGAGAUCAGUGCCCUAAAAAAAAAGGGAGUACAGCUUCUGGAAGAGAACAAGCAGCUGAAAAUGAUGGUGCAAAUGCAGGAAGCAAAGAGAGUUCCUCGAAAUAACCAUUUGUCAGGAGAUUAUGAUCACUCGUCCGCUUAUUCCAAUAACAACUUUGAUACAUCUCUCAAGCUGGGAACGCGAUUCCCCCCAUUGAAUGUGCGGGGGGCCCGUGGGACAUUGUGGCAUCCGAUGGUUGCCUUUCCCACAGUAGAUUGUCAGAUCAAUGACGUAUUCCAUUUGCAAUUGAAAAGUGUCCUUCAACAAUGCGUCAAUAGAAGGAUUACUAUCCGGUCAUUAUCUCAUCGACAUGUAUUCAUAAGUCCCAUAAAUAUAUCAAUAAUUUCCUAGAGUUGUACUGUUUGUCACGGUUUAAACAGGUCUCAGAUGUUAUUUAUCAUUAUCGGUCGUUAUUAUGAUGCCAAGAUGGAUCUCACAUGCAUCCUUUUAAUUGA